CAUCGAUAUUUCUUACGCAUUCCUAAUUCAUGUGCCGUUUUGCAUAAAUACAUUUCCAACAUUUUAACACAACUAUCAAACAUUAACAAUGAAUCAAUUUGAGAAAAAAGAAGUUAUACAAGCAGUGCUUAUUGCCGACAAUAAUGUGGAUCAACUCCGACCGUUUUCGGAUAAGAAUUCCACUGCACUGUUACCUUUAGUGAAUGUAUGCCUAUUAGAUUACGCCUUGGAUGCCCUCAAUCGCAGCGGCAUAGAAGAAGUGUUCGUCUACUCCAGUUUAUAUCUGCAAAGUGUGCGGGAGCAUAUUAAGGAAGGCAUUGCAUCACUUAGUUCUUGGUCGGUGAAUAUGACAGUGCAUGUGAUUGGCGGAGAAGGCUGCCGCUGUUUCGGCGAUGCUAUGCGCGAUUUGGACGCCAAAGCGCUUAUACGUGGUAAUUUUAUUUUACUAGGUGCGGAUGCAGUAACCAAUGCAGAUUUGCGACCAAUAUUUGAACAACACAAGAAAACUGCUAAAUAUGAUAAGGGUGCAGCGGCGACGUUGAUUUUUAAAGAAGCUGCAACUUGUAAUGUGCGCACUGGUAACGAGGUUAUGAUUGCAGUGGAUCGGCAAAACAAUCGUCUACAUCAUCACCAGCGUUUGCGCUUGCAUGGUAAAGAAUCACAUUUCGAGGUCCCAUUGGAAGUAUUCCUUAACAAUUCAGAAGUGUCGCUACUUCAUAAUUUAAUCGAUCCGCAAAUUGCUAUUGGUUCGCCAUCCAUGCUAUCCUUGUUCAGUGAUAAUUUCGAUUUUGAAACUCGUGAUGAUUUCGUGCGUGGCAUACUUAUUAACGAAGAAAUUCUCGACAGUCGCAUCUAUGUUUCACUGCUGCCGCGUGGACAGUAUGCGCGUAAAGUGAAUAAUUGGCUGACAUACUGUAUGGUCAGUCAGGACGUGAUGAACCGUUGGGCAUACCCACUAGUACCCGACAUGGGUAUAAAUUGCCUUGCGCAACAAUAUGUUUACUUGAAAAACAACAUCUACAAGAGUCGUAAGUCGUCAGUCAUAAAAGCGGCGCUGAGAGAAAAUGUUGCAGUGCAGGCGGGUAGUCACGUGGAAGCUGGUACUUCCGUAAGUUGCAGCGUUAUUGGUAAGAACUGCAAAAUCGGCAAGAAUUGUGUGCUCGUAAACGCGUUUCUCAUGGAUGGCGUGCAAAUUGCUGAUGACUGCAAAUUGGACUGUUGCGUUAUAGGAUUUGGCGCUAAAGUAGGUGCCGGUGCAGCGCUCACCGAAGGCACAGUGGUGGAUGCCAAAAGUGUCAUACCAGCGGGAAAAGCACUCAAAAACGUUGUCAUUAAGUGUGCGUUGGGCGAGGACGACGAGUUGGUGGAAAAAUUGGGUGAACACGCGUUUGUCAUAGACGAUAAACAGGAUACACAAUCUACCUAUGCAUCCGAUUCAGAAGACGACGUGCUACCCUCCUCCGCCACCGGCAUACCGAAAGUGGCUAAAUUGCCAGCAAUUUGUGAUGAGAGCGACUACACAUCGAGCAGCGACGAGGAUGAGUCACGUGCGGUCACACCACUAGUCGACGACACAAAUAUCUUUUUGGCGGAAGUGAUGGACUCCCUCGCACGCGGAUUCCAGGAGAAAUCAAACCCAGACUUCCUUAUUUUAGAAAUAAACUCUUCACGUUAUGCGUACAACAUGUCACUGAAAGAGGUGAAUUUCUAUGUGGUGAAAGCUAUAUUCAGUCUGCAGGAUAUCAAAGAGCCACCAAAUCAAAAUGUGCUCGUAGCCAUUAACAACAUAUUGAAGCAGUUGGGACCUGUUAUGUCAAAUUACAUAAAGACUGAUGAUGCCAUGUUGCAGUGUCUGCGUGCAUUGGAAGAUAUCUAUGAGGAGAAUGAAUAUGUACGCGCCAAGAUCUCGAAAGUAGUACACUACUUAUAUGACAAAGACUUUGUGAGUGAAGAUGCCAUAAUAUCUUGGUAUGCUCAACUCGAUGUUGACGAACACCGUACGCUGCGUCAGAGCCUCAAGGAGCUCAUCGAGUGGCUCAAUCAAUCCAGUGAAGAUGAGGACGAUGAUGACGACGAAAGCGAUUAAAACACAGUUGAGCUGCUAAGAAAACUAGUUAAGUUUAUUUUUAGUAUAAAUACAAAGAAUUCAGUAGACAUGAAAGAGCCGACAAAACAAAAAAAAAUUUGAUUUUAAAAACAAAAAAAUUAAAAUUGUCUAAUUUAAACAAUAGUAAUUGUCCCAAUAUUACUGUUAAAUUAAAUUAAUUCAUUAACAUUUUCUUUAA
Molecule: messenger RNA, 2285 nt
Organism: Zeugodacus cucurbitae (melon fly)
Lineage: Eukaryota; Metazoa; Arthropoda; Insecta; Diptera; Tephritidae
Gene: eIF2Bepsilon
Product: translation initiation factor eIF-2B subunit epsilon
Exons: 7
Coding region: 89-2086 (665 amino acids)
Biological process (GO): biosynthetic process
Cellular component (GO): eukaryotic translation initiation factor 2B complex
Molecular function (GO): translation initiation factor activity; translation initiation factor binding; guanyl-nucleotide exchange factor activity
Source: RefSeq, a predicted model, not a curated record